Copidosoma floridanum is the source of this 1134-nucleotide messenger RNA. RefSeq names its product alpha-tocopherol transfer protein-like. Lineage: Eukaryota; Metazoa; Arthropoda; Insecta; Hymenoptera; Encyrtidae. The record is from RefSeq and is a predicted model, not a curated record. Gene Ontology annotation, cellular component: membrane. Gene Ontology annotation, molecular function: phosphatidylinositol bisphosphate binding.
UCGGUGUGGUAUACAUCCGAAACAUGGAGUCAAUAAAGAGAGUUCCAAUUAAAGAAGAAUUUAAGAAAAAUCCAGAAUUAAAGGAGGAAGAUCUGCAACACUUAAAGGAAUGGUACCAAAAACAGCCUCAUUUUCCGAAGUACAUCGAUGAAAAUGACCUGAUUUUGUUUCUUCAUAGUAAUUAUUAUCGUCUGGAGCCAACAAAAACCACUAUAGAGAAUUAUCUAACAACUAGGACGCACACCCCAGAAUUUUUUUCAAAUAGAGAUCCUUUGGGUUCAAAAGAAUUACGAAAAAUAAUGAGUACAGUGGCGAUAUUGCCGUUAGAGAAACGAACACCAGAAGGUUAUGGGGUUAUGUACAGCCGCCUAAUUAAUCUCGAACCCGAUCGCUUCGUGUUCAACGAAGGUUUGCGUUUGUAUGCCAUGAUCUGUGAGUUGUGGUUGUACCAGGAGGGUACUAUUCCGGGCCACGUGUUCGUCAUCGACGUCCAAGGGGUGCAAAUGACUCACGCGCUUCGAAUAACACCGCUAGCUUUGAAAAAAUGGCUUUAUUACAUUCAAGAGGCAAUACCACUUAGACUCAAGGCCAUGCACUUUCUCAACACGACACCGGUCAUGGAUUUCAUACUGGGACUCAUGAAACCCUUUUUGAAAAAGGAACUUAUGGAAGUGUUGUAUUUACACCAAAACACUGAAAGUUUAUCGAAGCACGUACCCAUUGAUAUGCUGCCGAAUGAGACGGGCGGUAAGGCCGGAUUAAUAAAGAAUCUCUACGCUAAGGUUCUCAAGGAUGUUGAAGAUCAUCGGGAGUAUUUUAUUGAAGAGGAGUCGGUGAUGCGUGUCGAUGAGUCAAAGCGUCCUGGCAAGCCAAAGUCUGCCAGUGAUGUAUUCGGUGUUGAAGGAAGCUUUAAAAAGCUCGAUAUUGAUUGAAAUGGAACCGUCUGCACUUUCAGUCGAUAAAUUAUGCCAGAUUAUCUUUUACUGCUGUUUUAUUGCACUUAUAAUUUACAUAUUACUCUAUUAUGAGAGUUUAACGUACCGUAUGUGAUAAAAAUAAGUUAGUUUUUCUGGCGUUACGGCCAUAGAUUGAAACAUAAUAUAACAUAUUGAAUAAAUAUUUUUUUGGAAAAUG